Cetraspora pellucida is the source of this 415-nucleotide messenger RNA. Lineage: Eukaryota; Fungi; Glomeromycota; Glomeromycetes; Diversisporales; Gigasporaceae. The record is from the annotation of a GenBank genome assembly.
AUGGUAGCUAAAGCUUAUAAAAAUUUAUAUCCAUAUGGACAAGACAUAUUAGAAGUUUUUCAUGCAGUAAAAAUUAAUAAUUCAGAAAUUAAGAAUUAUAUUCAUCGAAUUGAUAAAAUUAAUUCAGGUCUUAUUUUAAUUAUUUGUAUAUUGAAAGAACAAGCUGAAUUAUUAUUAAAUUUGAAAUGCUUUCAAAUUGAUUUGUCAUUUAAGCAAAUAAAAGGAGAUUUAAACGAAUUUGAAAUUAAUAUAUACAAUAAUGAAAAUAAAUUAUUUUUAAGCUAUUGUCGCAUUUAUACUAAUGUUUCUUCAGCUGCUGAUUAUAAAAAACUAUUUAGUAUUUUAUUUGAAGUAAUUGAAGAGCUUACAAAUAAUUCUAUAAAUAUAUAUCAUAUUCAUAAUAAAGGUUGGGAAU